AUUGUAGGAUUUCAUUUAUUUCCUUGAGUCUCAAUUUAACUUAUCAGUUUGUCCCAACUGUGAGAAGUACUAAAUAUACAAAUACAUCAUAGAUAGAUAGAUAGAUAGAUAGAUAGAUAUACAAUAUCUUCUUUAUUUGACAUGCCAUUGUUGAUGGUGUUUCAAAGUAGUGUAAACUACAAAUGAGCUACAAAACUACAACUCCCAUGUUGGGUAACAUCUAAUUUCCGGACCGUUUCAAAAUAAAGGUCCGCUUCGUUACUUAGAGAAUCUUUUCAUCUGUUGAACCGGUUCACAAAUAUGACUGAAUUGUCGACAAUAUUCGGUUAUAAUAAUUGUUAAUAAAUAACAUCUUUAGAAAAGUGACCUUUUAUUCAUGCAAAUACAUUUUACAUUAACUUUUAUUAAUGUUUAAGGUUAAUUCAAAUUAUAUUUAGGCUUCGUUUUUAUGAAAAAGUCAACAAACUGGGACACAUUAAAUUUCAAUAAUUACACUAAAUAAUUAAAAACUUAGUAAUAACUAAUAACUUUUUUAAAAUAAAUAUUUAAUAACUUUAUUCAUGGCAUAUAAAAUGCACUUGCUGCUUCCCAAUUUGCAUGUUAUCCAUCCUAAAUAGAAUUAGUAUGUCCCAAGUCAUAAUAUUAUGUUUUUUAAAAAGUAAGUUAUGCCAAAGGUUCCCGGAUGGUUUACUACUUGAGAUUACAAUUCGUGUUAGUAAAUAAAAUUAUUUUAUUAAUGUUUAAGGUGAAUUCAAAUUAUAUUUAGGAUUUAGAAGACUUUGUUUUUAUUAACUAGAAAAGCCAACAAACCUGAAUACAUGAAUUUUUAAUUAUUAAUAAAAAUAAAUAAUGUUUUUAUAAAAAUACCUUGCGUAAAGGCAUCACUUGAGUCGUGUUUGAACUGAUUCUUUGUAAUGAACCGUUCGAAUGAACCGAUUCGCGGAAACGAGUCAGACUUCCAUGAUGCCAUGGAAACGCGACGCUUUCCUGGAUAGACCAUGUUAUGAAUGAUCUCGAGAAAAUAAUAGUUAUUUAGUUAGCGGUAACGAGACACAACAUGCUUCGAAAAGCAGUGAAAGUGGUCGCUGAAGUCCACCUGAGGGCGAUAACCUGUCCAGGGGUGCAUCUACCAGCCAAAGAUGAUGUUUACGUCAGUGUGAGUCUGAUGAAUAAAUACAGGAAGACUGAAUGUGUUCCUGCAGUGUUUCCAUUACUGAUCCGGGAGAAAAUAAGAUUUGAAAAGAUCCUGAAUUAUGCCACCGAUCCUUCAGCGAUAGCAGAAUUCCUGCAGUGCGAAACAGUGAAAAUUGAACUCAUUCAGUUGAUUCCUCCAGCUGGAGAAAUACUGGCCAGUUUUGAAGAAGAUGCUCGCAGUUUUCUUUUCCCAGAACCGAAGCUUGUCCCAUCUUUCUCUGGAGUAGAGAGAGAGGUAUUGAUGACACGGCAUCCUACUUUUCCUGGUAUCUCUCCAAGAUUAGAGUUCUCCACAAAGACGACAUUCAGAGAAAUCUCCAGUGACAAUAGUUUCCUAACCGUUCCUGUGAGGGCAAUGACGAGAAAAACCUCAGAAAAGUCACCGAAGCAGGGCAGCGCUUCAUCCCGAAGACAUCUCUCUUUUGCUCCAUGCAGUCCAAGAGAGCAUCACGACAGAGAUCAGGUACAAAGGUCACGUGGACGGUCCUCUUCCCAUUAUUCACCUGUCUCUGCCAGAAACUCCAGUUUAAUGAGUCUGUCACCACAUCAAUCAAAACCAUCAGGAGAAUCAAGAGACCAAAGAAGAAGCUAUUCCAGACCUUGGAUGGCUGAUGAAGACUCUUCAGACACAGACGAUCUCCUCGACUACGCAGAGGAAGUUGGCCGUCAUCAUUCCCUCAUGGGAUAUGAGGGAUCUUCCAGACACUCUAGUAUGGAUUGCCAGAGGCACAAUAGAUCUCUCUUGGGUUCUGCUGACCUGUGGGAGGAAGUUCAGGAACGGGUUCAGAGUCUUUUAACAUCUCCCAAAGCGGUUCAUAGACUAGCCUGUGGUGCCACCGACUCGGAGAUAGACGAGGUAUUGACACGUAGAUCUGUUUUGGCCCACUCAUGCCCGUUCUAAACACCAGCGUGUACGAUAACAAAGUGAUGAAUCAGAGGAUUGUGUGAUUUCCUGUGGCAUUGCAUCUUUUUCCAUCUUUUUCCAUUCAAUUACGAGUGUGUUUGUUUGUAGUUGUGUAGUAAGUGUUUUUGAAGCUUGCUGGUUUAUAACCAUUUCUGGAGGCCCCCCAACUGUUCACACCUGAUUCAGAAACACUUGAAAUGUGUGUUUCAGUGGAGACAGCGAGCAAAACGGACUCUCCAGACACUUAAAAUGGUACAUGUGCUUAAUAUAACCCUCAUAACAAAAAGGUUGGCUCCCUUGUUGGAGCUGUGGUGCAGUAAUAGAUCAUAGUUUGUUUUGAGACCAGCCUGCAUUGUGUCAUAAUUCAAUUCUUAUAUAAAGCAAAAAAGGCAGAAGUCCACCUCCUAAAAAGAGAAAUAAAAUAAUCAAAAGUGACAAAUCAGUAGUGCUUUGAUCACAUUCUUUCUUCUUAUUUUUAGCAUCUUUAUGCAAAUGCUGCUCAUUCAUUAGCAAGUCAAAUUAAAUACCUCCUUUAGUUGAUAGUCAAGUACAAAAGGCUUGUUCUGUGACAUUCCCCUUGAGUAUUAAACGAAGAACAUCUAUCUAUCUAUCUAUCUAUCUAUCUAUCUAUCUAUCUAUCUAUCUAUCUAUCUAUCUAUCUAUCUAUCUAUCUAUCUAUCUAUCUAUCUAUAUCUAAGUGAAAGUGAAUAAUUUUUAAGUGAAAAAAUAAAUGGAAAAAAGUCAAUUCAGGGAUGUUUUUUC
Messenger RNA from Carassius gibelio (silver crucian carp), 2860 nucleotides. It is a transcript of the gene spata6l, whose product is annotated as spermatogenesis associated 6-like. The transcript has 13 exons. NCBI's taxonomy places the organism in Eukaryota, Metazoa, Chordata, Actinopteri, Cypriniformes, Cyprinidae. Bases 1058 to 2095 code for a protein of 345 amino acids. The record is from RefSeq and is a predicted model, not a curated record. Gene Ontology annotation, biological process: spermatogenesis. Gene Ontology annotation, molecular function: myosin light chain binding.